ACCCCGUAACCAUCUGGGGACUGGGACUGGGAGCCGGUACCUCCUUCUUUACAAACCCCUGUGGGGGUAGGUUCUGAGCCGGGCCUUCUCGCGUCUCCGCCCCACCCCCGCCGGCCCCUGUCCUAGCUCGCCCCGUCCGCCUUUCUUUCUCCCUUUUUUCUCUCCUUUUCCUCCCUUCCAAGAUGGCCGAAGUGCAUUCCCCUUUUAACGAUUUGGCGUCUCCCUCGACCACCACCUCUUUGUGCCUCAGCCCCCCUAGACCCUGCUCCCGAGGUAGCGAGGGGGAGGGUCCGAGGCAGCCACAAGGGCUUUGGGGCUCCGCGCUGGGGCGGAUCUCUGCCCCACUAGCCCUCCCCACGAGCCAGCUCAGCUCCUGGACCUCUCCCACUACUCCUUUCGGUUUGGGGAGGGGUCGCUCUCGGUUUCUUCGUUGGGCACUGGGGCGUCGUGGACGCGCGAGGACUUGAGGCGGGGAGGAAGGGGACGAGCUUUUCGAUUGCUGCGGGGCCGGGGGAGGGCGCUCUUCCCUGCCGGGACCGGUCGUCUCGGGCACCCCCCCCAGUCGGUCCCUUUCACCCCGCCAUCCCGGGACUGGGCGCCCCGCCCCCUCCCCUCCCCGAGCCACCUCGGCGGAGCCUCUUUCUCCGGAACACCCCUCCUCGGGCCCCGCCGAAAGUUUGGCUCUAGGGAAGGUAGGAGCGGCCACCCGGUGACUGGGGUCUCUGAUCUUCUGACCCAGGUUCCUGGGGAUGCCGGGGUGGAGGGAGUAGAAUGGAGAUGGGGAAGAUUUAUCGCGAUAUUUCCUAUCGCCCGCAGAUGCAGGAGGGGGCUGGCGGACUGGCCGGUCUUCCACUGGGGAGCCCGGCUGCCCCCUCCUUUCCUAGGUCCUCCUGCUUCUAUUUCUGAGAGGAUGGGACCCCUCGGCGAGCAGACACCCCUGCCCCUCCUGUCUCCACGGGGGGCCCAGGCAUGCCUCUCUCCCUCCCCCACAGCCCCCGUCUGCCCAGAAUUGCUCCGGAUGGCUUGAGGUGGGGAAGGAGGAGGCCUGGGGAUGGUGAAUUUGCCUGUAAAUAUUGUGGAAGCGUUGCCCCGCGCUUGCCCCUGGUCUUUGUCUCUCAGAGAGCCCCCCCACCCCCCGCCGUGCUGCCUCAGUCUCCAGGGCUCCCUGUCGCUGGGGGCGGGGGGCGGGUCUCCUGCUUGUCUCCCACUCCGUUCUUAAGCCUCCUUCUCUGGGCCUCUUGCAGUUUGCAUCUGUUCCUGAAACUCUAUAAUUUCUCUUCCUCCCCCUCUCCACUCUGUUCCAAGGUGCUAGUACUUGGAGAAGGAGCAUAAAGGCAGCUCUGUUAUAGCUUUUCGGUGGGGAGGUUUUCCCCGGGGUUUCCUGGUUUGGAGUUGGGGGUUGAGGUCUGAGAGCUGUCUUUGGAAUGAGGCAGGAAACAGGCCUGAGGUGAGACUUGGGACUUGGGAUCCAGAGUGUAGCUGGGUGGGGUUCAAGUUGAAGUCUUUGUGGGGGUGCUCUCUCCUGCUUCUGGUCUUCCCUGGGAGAUCUUGUUUGAUGGAGCUGUUGCCAUGGGAAUGGAGAGGGCCUGAACAGGAAGAGGUGACAUCUUCGUGCAGGUUGGAUGCCCACCCCACUCCUCCAGCCUCUGGCCCCCAGAGCAAGGCUGGGAGCUGCACUGCCUUUGUUGCUGGAAGACUUAUGUUAUAAUUUACCCUCGGUAGACCGGGGAUGCGCAGAAGGGUGGUGUGUGUUUGCAGCUCUGGUUUCAGGCAGGGAUGUCAGACUCUGUGCUCCUGGGGUGGGUGGGGGCGGCUUGUACAUCUGGCAAGCGUGGGCCUGGCUCUGGUCUGGCUCUAUGUGUGAUGGGGUGUGUCUGUGUGUGUGUCUGGCCAAGUGUCUGGCCUUGUGUGUUGUGAAUGUGAGAGAGAAAUGGAGGGGGUGUGUCUGGCUGUGUGUGCAUAUGUGUGUGUGUAUCUGGCAGUGUGUAUCUGUGUAUAUUUUGGACUUUUGUCUUUGUUUGAUCUUAGGAAGCUGAGAGGUGGGAAAGGGAGGGAAGGUAGGGUGAGCCUGUCUUCAGGAGACUAGAGGACUUUUUUGAUGCUGCUGGUGGGAGGCGCAGAUCCUCCACCCAAGGUCAAGGAUCAGGGAACAUUGAGAGUUUGACAGCGUCCCAGACAGACCUCCACCCCCUACUCUCCCUACACACACACAAAUACACAGGCUUGCACAACUGAACCCGAACUCCUGGGACCCAGUACAGUCUGGCUCACUGAGCUUGCACAGAGCCUGCUUCCAUAUCUGUAUCAGGAAAGUCGGGUGAGGCCAUUUGCCUCUGCCCCCUCUUUCUACUUCAAGGCGAGAAUGUGUGCUGUUGGUGAUGUUUUGGCCCAUAGGGCUCACUGAAUGGUCUUCUGUGGAACCUGGAGUCCUUCUACCUUCCGCCUGCCUGGAUGGAGUCAGGCCAGGCUUAUUGGUUCCUUAGAUGAGUAGGAAGCCCGGCCUGGGUGCCAGUGUGGAAAGAGCACUGGAACGGGAGUCAGGCUGCGUCUAGUCCUAGAACUGCCACUGAGUGACUGCAUGACCUGAGACAAGUCACUUCUUUCUGAGUUUCUUCAUCUGUAAAAUGAAAGGACUCGACAAGAUGCUUUCUAAUAAGAUUCCUUCCACCUCUGCCAUUCUAGAUGUCUGGAUGUGACCUUCAGUGACUCUUCCCAAGACUUGGAGAUUUUCUAGUGAGGGAGUUGGGUGAAUUUCAUGUGGAGGGAAAGCAGAGCAAAGAAUUCUGUAGCUGGGCAUCUGAAGGAGCAGAAGGGAACCUCUGGGUUAUCAGAGAUUGGCUAUUUCUGCAGUGGAAAAAGAAAAAAAACUAACGCUGAGAGAAGUCUAAAUUACGGGGGAGCUUCCAGAAAAAGACUGGUAAGAAUGGAGAGAUGGGGGGUGAUCUCUGUAAGUAGGGGGCUUUGAGAAUGGGGAAAGACACAAGCCAGGCUUGGGUGGCAAGGAGGAGUUGGGGCUGGGUGCUGAUCAAGCUCCUUUCCUGCCACUAUAGCUGAAACCCGGGGCACCAGGGGCCAGGAGCAAGGGCUGUUCCACCAUGAUGCCCUUGCAAAGACAGUGGUUUGGGGACAGAAGAUAUUGAAGGACUUGCCCCCCGGUUGGGGGAGGUAUUGUGGGUGGGAAACAGUGCUCGGGUCCACUGUGGGGAUGUGGUCAGUACUGACCUGUGAAAGCCUCCAGAGCUCCACAGGGCCACUUCCAAAUGGCCCUUGGUCUCCCUUUUUCUGCUUCUUGGGACUUGUCUCUCCCUCUCCUUCACCCUCAGGCUCUUCCCUACGGUGAUGGGAGCUGGAGGUCCAGCCAGUUGCAGCUGGGGAGGAGCUGAGUGUGAGGUGUGGGGCCCUGGGGCCUCAUGGGGGGAGAGAGAUGGUGAGUGGGUGAGGGAACAGAGCUCCUGUUUACAGUUGUUCUUGGUACCUGCUGGCAGGGCCCUGCAGGUAACCAUGGCAAUCAGGUGAGGAACCAAUCAGUGCUUCUCCCCACCCCCAGAGGUCUGAGGCCCCUGGGGAUGGGGCAGGGGGAGCAGGGAGUGUGGCAAGGGGGCUCAUUUCUUAAAGGGAGAAGGAGGAGCAUUUCAUCCAGUACGCACCACAGCUCUCGCCUUCACCCGUGCAUCCAGAACAGAGCUUGAGGGGUAGUCUUGGUCUGAGCGCUUGCAGAAGUGAGAGGGUGAGGGUCACGGCCAUUUGCUUAGGAGCUCUCGCAUGUUGAGGCCACAGUUGGCCUGGAAGGAACUGCAUGAGAGUUCUUAAAAGCAAGUGUCUGUUUUGAAAACACAGUGAGUAUGUGAAUGAGGUGGCUAAGGCAGUGUGAAGCGAGCGUGUGUGUGUGUGUGUGUGUGUGAGAGAGAGAGAGUGUGUGUGAGAGACAGAAAAGAAGGCAUGAGAUUUGCCAAUAGCAACCAGGACCCUCAUACAUUAUCAGACCCCCAAACGUUUUGUUUCUGGCUGUGCACACACACCCUGAGAUUCAUCUGGACAAGGCGCACACAUGGGGCAAGUAGUCACAUGAGGUACCGUUGGAGGUCCAGCAGCAUGUACGCAUCUGAUGGAGAUUACACACGCUCAGCGAGUCAGCCACUUGGAGUUUGUUCCCUCCUCCGGAUGGUUGUAAUAAUAUUUGGGCAUCUUGCCAGGGGUUACUAUGGGAACGACCAAACAGUGUAGUAGCCAGCAAGGCUUCUACAUAAUUAUGAAGAGGGGACCCGUUCAGGGAGAGCUGGCUGAGGGGAGGCGGGAACCCCUUUCCUUCCUCGGGCCAUGUCUGCAGGUCUUGGCCGCCGCGUCUCCACUGGCUCUGGGCUUGCUUGUUCCUCUCCGUCUGCCCUGCAACUUGGUGUCUCUCUCACAUGUGGCCUUUGUGUCUCUCCAUCUCUUUCGGUCUCUGGCCAGCCUCUGUUGGCUGUUUGGGUCUUGGCCAAACUCAUUCUGGGGUCUCUAUAGAAACUGCUGAUUCCCAGCUGUGAAUUUUGGGUCCUAGAAAACCCAGUGUGUUGGCUUUAGAAAUCUUUCUGGAAAGGAGAGAAGGAUGUAUGUUGUAAAAGAGCUGUCGGGACUUGGCCGCCCUCCCCAGCCCUGCCCCUUGGGCUUCUACUCUGGGAAAGAGGAGGGAGGUACCAUUGCUCCUGGGCGCAGGCUGGAUUUCUACACCAAGAAGUAAGCACGUCAGCCAGUCCAGACCUGGGCUGUGCCUUUCCUCCCAGGACCCCGCCGGGGCCUGGCUGGGCACUCGGUGGGCUGUGGGGAGAACUUUCUGCAUAGCUUUGGCAGGCAUCUCUGAGAGCCUGUGGUCUGUCACCGGGCAGCUUGUGGCCGGCUUGCAGACAGGAUACGGCGGGUGGGUAGCAGUGCCCACGUGGGGAGAUUCCUGCGCGCCUGGGAGGGGCAGCGUGCAGCAGGCUCUUUGUCGGGGCACGUGGUGGCCUUCCUGUGGAAGGGGCAGUAGCAGUCUUUUUGCCCAGACUUUGCAGUUAACCUGCAGAGUCCAGGGCUGGGCCAGGGGGCGGGUUGGAGCCGUGUGUUCCCAACUUUGGGCGCAUAAGGACCAUCCUCAGUACUUCCUGCUUGAGCACCAGGCCUAGAGCCUGCAUGGUCAACAUAUGGUGCAUUUCCAGGGAGCUGCUCCGGGGCUGGGGCUGGAUGCAGCAGUGCAAGGAUGAGUUAUGGGGUGCCCCCUUCAGCCUUAGGGCAGAUGUGCCCCCAGUGUUUCCAGGGAACGCGUCCUGGAGAAGGAGUGAUGGGAUGGAAGGACGGUAGGAUGGAUUAGAAAGACCCAGUCAGGAGUCUGAGUUUCCUCAUAGUUCCUAGUGAGUUCACUUGAGUGAAUAUGGACUGGGAUCAGGGAUUUUUUAAAACUCCAUUCUCUUCCAUUUUCAUGCCUCCCCACAUCCUCUGGAGAGUUGAGUAGUACUUCCUGUGGUCUAACCUCAGUCUUUCUGCUGUCCUGAGAUAGAACCUGACCUUGUUGCUCAAGGUCGUGAGAUCUCCAGAGCCCCUGGCACCCAGUGAACACUCACAGGGGGUCAGAAAGAACCAUCCCCACAUGUGCACCCUGUCCGGCCUUAAAGGGAAAGGAAGGGCCUUGGGCCCAGGAGCGGUGUCGCUUGUGGGGCAGGUGGAGUAGAGUGUGGGAGGGGCUCUUGGCUCUGUGGGUUCCUGAUUCCAUGUUUGUUUCCCAGGGUGACGCUCCCCAGUCCCCUGCCCCCCACCCCGGCAUCAUGCAUCGGACCACACGGAUUAAAAUCACAGAGCUGAACCCUCACCUCAUGUGUGCCCUCUGUGGGGGGUACUUCAUCGAUGCCACUACCAUCGUGGAGUGCUUGCAUUCCUUCUGCAAAACCUGCAUUGUGCGCUACCUGGAGACCAACAAGUACUGCCCCAUGUGCGACGUACAGGUCCACAAAACCCGGCCGCUGCUGAGCAUCAGAUCUGACAAAACCCUUCAAGACAUCGUCUACAAAUUGGUCCCUGGGCUUUUUAAAGAUGAGAUGAAACGGAGGCGGGAUUUCUACGCAGCCUACCCCCUGACAGAAGUUCCCAAUGGCUCCAACGAGGACCGUGGUGAGGUUCUGGAACAGGAGAAGGGGGCUCUGAGCGACGAUGAGAUCGUCAGCCUCUCCAUCGAGUUCUAUGAAGGCGUCAGGGACCGGGAAGAGAAGAAGGGCCCCCUGGAAAAUGGGGAUGGUGACAAGGAGAAAACAGGGGUGCGCUUCCUGCGGUGCCCAGCAGCCAUGACGGUCAUGCAUCUCGCCAAGUUUCUCCGCAACAAGAUGGACGUGCCCAGCAAGUACAAGGUUGAGGUUCUCUAUGAGGACGAGCCGCUGAAGGAAUACUACACCCUCAUGGACAUCGCCUACAUCUACCCCUGGCGGCGGAAUGGCCCUCUCCCCCUCAAGUAUCGCGUCCAGCCAGCCUGCAAGCGGCUCACCUUGCCCACAGCGCCCACCCCCUCCGAGGGCACCAAUACCAGCGGGGCGUCUGAGUGUGAGUCAGUCAGCGACAAGGCUCCCAGCCCUGCCACCCUGCCGGCCACCUCCUCCUCCCUGCCCAGCCCAGCUACCCCCUCCCAUGGCUCUCCCAGCUCCCAUGGCCCCUCGGCCCCCCACCCGACCUCCCCCACGCCCCCCGCCACAGCCAGUGGGGCCACCACAGCUGCCAACGGGGGCACCUCGAACUGCCUGCAGACACCGCCUUCCACCAGCAGGGGGCGCAAGAUGACUGUCAACGGAGCUCCCGUGCCCCCCUUAACUUGAGGAAAGGGACCCUCUCCCUCCUUUUCCAGCUAUGCCUCUCCACCCCUCCACUUUUUCUGGGCCCCCUUUUCCACCUCUUCUACUUUCCCCAGCUCCCCCCACCUUAGGGGUCGGGGAUGGGUUUUAUAAAUAAAUCUAUGUAUAUAUGUACAUAGGAAAAACCAAAUAUACAUACUUAUUUUCUGUGGAGCAACCAGAUUAACUUAAAUGCCACAGGAAGCAAACUUGAUGUGUGUGUGUAUGCGUGGGGGAUGGGGUGCUCAAUUUUAGGCGGUCUUGUGUAAUUUGCUCUGCUCUUUUUGGGGGUGCCUAGAGGUGGAUUGGUGGGGCCACUUGAGGCUCGGUGAAGCCCUGCCCCAUUCUCCUUCUGUUUCCCAAGGCAUAUGCGGUGUUGGAGGGGCCCCCACCAACCCCCAAAGCUUUAGGCAUGACUCGAACUGGCUGUGUAUGAGGUCCACCCUGCUUCUCUCCCCAUCUUGGCUGCUGUCCUGCCCUGACCCUGACCAGUACCCUCCCCCCCACCAUUGUUGAAUGUCCAGAGAAUUGCUAAGACAGUGCCUUUCACAAACGCAGCCUAUCCCCUGGUUCUGAGGAGCAAGUGGGCAGUGGAGAGGGCAUCUCCCUUACCUCCUCCUCUUGCAGUAGAAACUUUGUGUAAUAGAUAGUUCUGCCUUUUUUUUUUCCCUGUGUGUGUGGCCUUUGCAUCAUUUAUCUUGUGGAAAAGAAGACUGAGGCCACAGAAGACCUCAGCCCUUGAACUUCCACUGUGGUGUCAGCAUUGUAAACCGCUUCACCCCCUUCUUCCACGCCCCCCACCCAGGAGCCCGCACUAGCAAGGCGGAUGGGGAAGUCUCACCUCGGGGCCUGUAGUGGAGAGGUGGAAGGGGGGGUGUUGACCUCAGAUAAGCACAGACCCCAGAUUUUGCCAAAGGCAAACAGUCCUCCAGUGCCCUCCCCACCCGCAGCUGAGGCCAAGUCAGGAAAGAACAACAGGCAUCUAAAAGCACAAGAAGACAGAACCUGUGAGAUCUGACCUCAGCUCCAUCCCAAGAAGUCAAGUGGUCUUCCCCCUGAGGGGCAGACCCCAACAGACCCCUGCCUACCAGUUUUUCCUCCAAUGGACAUAGGUCAGAUCGGGACGAGGGGAGGAGGCAAGACUAUCACAGCCUAUGUGUUUGGGGUCAGGUGUCCCCCAGUGGGUUUGUCUGUGUUCACGCCUCGUCCUGUGUCUGAGGUGCCAUGGCUGUAUCCUCCUCCUGGGACAUCUGUAUCUCCUGGCUUUGUAAUAAAUGCUGCGUACUCUC
Orcinus orca (killer whale) is the source of this 8113-nucleotide messenger RNA. It is a transcript of the gene PCGF2, whose product is annotated as polycomb group ring finger 2. The record is from RefSeq and is a predicted model, not a curated record. Lineage: Eukaryota; Metazoa; Chordata; Mammalia; Artiodactyla; Delphinidae. Gene Ontology annotation, biological process: negative regulation of transcription by RNA polymerase II. Bases 5721 to 6809 code for a protein of 362 amino acids. Gene Ontology annotation, molecular function: promoter-specific chromatin binding. Gene Ontology annotation, cellular component: PRC1 complex. The transcript has 9 exons.